UAACCAGCUGAUUACGUUUUGUUUAUUUUCUCAGGACUAGAAUUAGUGAAGAUCUCAUAUUCUGAAUUUUCACUUUUUAAUAACAAUUUAAAAAUGUCUGAAGAUAUAUUAUUUGAUUUUUUGCAUGCUGAAAUUGUGAAUUACUGUUUGCAUGAUAAUAACAAAGAGAAUGAUUUUUCCGCUUUGGAAUAUAUUGGAUUUAACACUGGAUAUCGCCUUAUCGAACGUUUAACAAGAGAUGCACCACGGUUUAAAGAUGAACUUGAAACAAUGAAGUUUAUAUGUACAGAUUUUUGGACUCUAAUUUACAAGAAACAAGUUGAUAAUUUACGUACCAAUAAUCAUGGUAUGUAUGUGGUUCAAGACAAAGCAUUCCGAUUUCUUACACGCAUAUCGACAGGCGCAAAACAAUUGGAACAUGCUCCCAAGUUUGUAUUUUUUACGUGCGGCCUUGUGCGUGGGGCAUUGACAAAUUUAGGCAUUAAUAGUACUGUAACAGCCGAAGUUCAAACAAUUCCAGCUUGUAAAUUCCACAUUGAAAUAAAUAGAAAUUAAAACUUUUAA
Ceratitis capitata (Mediterranean fruit fly) is the source of this 564-nucleotide messenger RNA. It is a transcript of the gene Trs33, whose product is annotated as trafficking protein particle complex subunit 6B. The transcript has 3 exons. Gene Ontology annotation, biological process: regulation of GTPase activity; endoplasmic reticulum to Golgi vesicle-mediated transport. NCBI's taxonomy places the organism in Eukaryota, Metazoa, Arthropoda, Insecta, Diptera, Tephritidae. The coding region runs from base 94 to 555 and encodes 153 amino acids. Gene Ontology annotation, cellular component: cis-Golgi network; TRAPP complex; trans-Golgi network. The record is from RefSeq and is a predicted model, not a curated record.